AUGUGGCUUCGUGUGCUCCUGCCGACUUGCGAUGCCACUUUCCGGUCUCGAGAUGAUCAGUCAAACAGCACGGAAGCAAAGACGCCCCGCGACAGUCUUGUGGCCACAUGGUUGAUUUUCCGAUACCCUUCUGUUCCCGAUGGCGUAACUCUUCGAAGUGGCUUUGUUGAAGCCAUGCCUCGCGUGGUGCCACGCCUCGGCAAAGACGUAAACUUCGAGGCCUUCUCUUCGGCGUUUGCGGAGCGUCAGGUUGUGUUUGUGCGUUCUGCAGAGCGGCAGGCAAGAAAACCUAGCGCAAGGCGACGGCGCAUCGGACUAUCGCUGCUGCGGCAAUUGUACUCGGCCUAUCCGGCCGUACUGCGCCGAGCAUUCCACCUGGAGAGUAGCGGUUCUCUACCCGCUUCUGAAGCUCCAAAGGCGUUGGACCGGCUUCUGGGUUCCACGAGAACACCGCCAGGCUCCUGGUAUGCAUCCUUCGUCCUGCAGCGGAGCCGGAAGGCGCUCUCCGAGUUCCUCACGCAGACCAUGGGACCCGCGGGAGCCCCCAAAUUCCUGGUGGAGAGGCCCCCGAGAAAUGGCGGCAGUGCUGCCAUCAAAUUACCGAAGCACUCCAAUGCGGCGUGGGUGUUCUUCGGCAGGAACCCCGGCAGUCGAAUACUGCGUGGCCGUCCCGAGCAUACGGACGCCAUCCAGCACAGCGGAACCUGGCAUGUGCAGCUGAAAGGCGAGAAGGUCUGGACACUCAAGCCGACUGACGAGCUGCGGCGGAAGGUCCCCUCUCUGAAGAGGGCGGGACGUGUGCGAGUCCGCUGCAUGGAAGGUGAUGUCCUGUGCAUCAAUACCAGGCUCUGGUGGCACAGCACGCACAUCCCGGCACGUUGCAAGCUCUCCCUGAGUGUUGCUCGUGACAUGUACCUGGAUGGCACGCGUCCCGGAGCCUGCGACAUGACCAAUGUGGAUGGUCACUAUGCAUUGAAGCCUAUUCAGAAAGGUGCCGUCAUCUUCACCGAGGACACCGCGCCGCAGCUUGAGCUCCCAAGGAGCUCUGCUUCGAACUGCGAGCUGCGGGAGAGUCAGCGAGGAAGUCUGGUGGUGGUGGCCAAGCGGGUCAUCAAGAAAGGAGAGUGGUUUUCGCUCAGCGACAGCGAUGCCGAAACUGCUCGGGCGGAGGAGCCCAGAGGAGCCAAGCGCAAGCGCUGA
Messenger RNA from Symbiodinium sp. CCMP2592, 1200 nucleotides. The record is from the annotation of a GenBank genome assembly. Lineage: Eukaryota; Dinophyceae; Suessiales; Symbiodiniaceae.